UGACAAAAUACACUAAUGGAUUCUGACAAAGACGUUGGCACAACAAGCAAUUUUAUUCGAUCUUCCAUCUUUUUGUUCUCCAUCCACUUUCGAUUAUUCCCGAUUCCAUCUUGCCCCACCGAUUUCCUCUCUAAUUCACUCUAAACCAUCACUAAUUCAAUAACCCUUUCUCAUUGCUCCCCAUCUUCAACCCCAAUCUUUCGAGCUUCCGGCUAUGAAAUUUGGGAAGGAAUUCAAGACCCAUCUGGAACAGACGCUCCCCGAGUGGAGGGACAAAUUCCUCUGUUACAAACCCCUCAAAAAGCUUCUCAAAUACUACCCCAAUCUCCCCACCGACCAUUCGCCUAACUUUCUUCUUCCUCCUUUUCAACACCCCGUUUCCUUCGACCAUCCCGCCGAUACUACGCCCUUGGAAUCCAAUCGCGGCCGCUGUGAGACUGGUGCUGGUUCUUUGGCGGAACUUCAGGAUUGGUUCGUUAGGAUUCUCAAUGAAGAGCUUGAGAAGUUGAAUGAUUUUUACGUUGAUAAAGAGGAAGAGUUUGUCAUUCGGUUUCAGGAGCUGAAGCAAAGAAUUGAUCAUGUCAAGGAAAAGAGUAGCAGGGGAGGUGUUUUCACAUCAGAGAAUGAAUUCAGUGAAGAAAUGAUGAACAUUCGCAAGGACUUCGUUGCCAUUCAUGGAGGAAUGGUGCUUCUCAAAAACUACAGCUCCCUCAAUUUUGCAGGGCUAAUAAAAAUUCUCAAGAAGUAUGAUAAACGAACGGGUGAACUGUUGCGUCUGCCUUACAUGCAACUUGUAGUGCGUCAACCUUUCUUUACAACAGAACUUCUCACAAGCCUGGUUCAUCAAUGUGAGGCAAAUCUAGAGCUACUCUUCCCAUUGGAAGAAGAAGUUGUUGAAUCUACACCGGCCUUGCGAGUUGACCCGAACCCAAUACUCGAUAACUCGAGAAUUGUUACUGCUAAGACGCCUUCAGAUCUUGGGGAGGAAAGUGAGGAUUUAUAUAGAAGCAUUGUUGCUGCAAUGACAGCCAUUAGUGGCCUAAAGAAAGAAAGCUCCACCAAUAAUCCUCUGUCAUUUUCGUCUCUCUUUAAGAGUCAGGAUGAUGAGAGUGCUGGUGCUGUGACUGAUGAGAACUCUCCUUCAAACUCUUUGGCUUCUUUGCCUAAAGGUGACGAAGAUGAUGCCUAGUUUUGUUCUUCUCUCUCUGUGUAACUGAGUUUUCAUCGCUUUUUGGUGUCAAGAAGUUCAUCUUUCAACUCUGUACAGUCAAGUGUAUAGAAUUAUGUAGAAUCUGGUAGCCGAAUUAAGUUCUGUUCCAUGAAUGUGUGAAGAAUUGACAAGCUAUUUUGUCA
Molecule: messenger RNA, 1353 nt
Organism: Cucurbita maxima (winter squash)
Lineage: Eukaryota; Viridiplantae; Streptophyta; Magnoliopsida; Cucurbitales; Cucurbitaceae
Product: SPX domain-containing protein 4-like
Exons: 3
Coding region: 215-1189 (324 amino acids)
Biological process (GO): cellular response to phosphate starvation
Source: RefSeq, a predicted model, not a curated record